Messenger RNA from Python bivittatus (Burmese python), 1223 nucleotides. The record is from RefSeq and is a predicted model, not a curated record. NCBI's taxonomy places the organism in Eukaryota, Metazoa, Chordata, Lepidosauria, Squamata, Pythonidae.
AUGGAUCUGAACAACCAUGUGCUCCUUUUAGCAAAAGAAGUUGGAAUGAAGUUCCUUGAACAGAAACUAAAGACAAGAAUAUUUCCAGAUGGGAAUGGCACUCAGAAAUACUUCUUUGGCAUAGUUGACUAUUCAGUUUCAAGUGACUAUCAGGGAGAAGUUGAAAUAUCAAUAAUAGGACUGUCUAUUACAAUAAAUAUGAUUGUGGCACAAAAUAACAGAGGACAUCUGCUGGUGUCUGUCCAAAACUGCCAUUUGAGCACUGGAGAUAUUGAAGUCCAGCUUAAUGGUGAAGGAAGGUGGUAUUAUAAUGCUUUUGUUCGACAUUUGGAAAAUGCUAUACAUACAAGGCUGGAAAACCAAUUUUGCCUAAAUGUUGCAUUAAACAUUCAAAAAGAGGCUGAAGUACUUAAGAGGCUAAAGGGUGUAUUCCAGAUUAAUCCUAUUAUUCAAGUAAACUAUUCCCUUAUUAAACCUCCUGAAGUCUUUAAAUCCUAUGUUGAUCUGGAUUUUAAGGUUUCUGUGUAUCUAUCAAGAAAUCAUACAGAGUCUCCCUUUGUGGCAGCCCCCUUCCCUCUUCCAGAGAAGAAUGACUAUAUGCUCUUCAUUGGAAUUUCUGAAUCUUUGCUAAACUCUAUUUCAUUAACUUAUUAUACUAGUAGAGUGUCAAAGAUAACUUUUUCCGACGAGCAUUCUUCACGUUUUAAUUUAACCACAGACACUUUAAGCAGAAUCAUUCCUCAAGUUAUGCAGUAUUAUACUGAAUCACAUCCAGUGAGAAUGAAAUUAAUGGUUACUGCAGCUCCAGUUGUAAGGUUGCAAAAUAACAGUUUCACUAUAGAGAUUCCUUGUUUUGUAGUAGUAUCUGCUCUUCUGUUAAACUUAACUAAGCCCAUCUUUGUCGUGAAUAUAUCCAUAGGUCUGAAUGCCAAUGCAGCAAUAGUUAAACAAAAGCUAAUUAUCUCAUUGCAGCUCCAGAGAUUACAACUGUCUUUGACUUACUCAAACAUUGGCUUUUUCCAGGUCCAACAUUUGAAGAACUUCCUGUCUUAUUCCUUGCAAAAUACAGUGAUUCCACCAAUCAGUGCUGCACUGAAGAGAGGAUUACAGUUACCUACAAUGGCCAGGCUUGCUUUCCCUGAAGCUGUCACUGAAGUUAACCAGGGAUAUAUACUGAUUUCCACUGACGUAAAUUACAAAUAUUAAGGAAACAGAUAUUUCAU